Messenger RNA from Rhododendron vialii, 588 nucleotides. RefSeq lists its product as uncharacterized. The record is from RefSeq and is a predicted model, not a curated record. The transcript has 4 exons. Lineage: Eukaryota; Viridiplantae; Streptophyta; Magnoliopsida; Ericales; Ericaceae. Bases 1 to 588 code for a protein of 195 amino acids. Gene Ontology annotation, molecular function: zinc ion binding.
AUGGAAGAUUCAAGAAGUCAUGAGGUUUCGGUAGACAAGUCAUCGAACCAUGUGAGUUGCAGUUAUAAGAUGUUUGAAUUCGAUGGUUGUCCAUGUCGGCACAUGUUGGCAUACUUGUUCAUAAUGCAGAUUAGGGAACUCACUUCUAAAUUCAUCUUGCAGAAGUGGACUAAAACAGCAAAAUCGGGCAGAGUUAUGGAUGACUUGGGCAAUGAAGCAGGAACUAAAGUUGUGCGAGAAGCUUUGCUAGCUAGUCAAAAGAAGAUUGCAUUGAUGAGGAAUUCUUGCCAAGAUGGUUCAACGAGUUCUAUCCAAUUGCCUAUUUCUCUCGGAAGCCAACAUGGUUUGAAAGAACCGCUUGAAGUUAGGGUAAAGAGUUGUGGUAAGUGUUUGAAAGGGGGAAAAGAGAAGGCCAUCAAGAAAAGUAGGAAAUGUUAUGGUUGUGGGUUAACGGGGCAAUCGCAUGACAAAAGAAAUUGUCCAAUGCUUAUGAACAUAUCUUCACAAGAUGUUAGGUUGGAUGACGACGAUGAUGACUUUGACGAAGAAUAUAUGGAGAUGAAAUUCGGAAGGCAUAUAGAGACAUAG